Anas platyrhynchos (mallard) is the source of this 2587-nucleotide messenger RNA. It is a transcript of the gene TBX19, whose product is annotated as T-box transcription factor 19. Lineage: Eukaryota; Metazoa; Chordata; Aves; Anseriformes; Anatidae. Gene Ontology annotation, cellular component: nucleus; chromatin. Gene Ontology annotation, molecular function: DNA-binding transcription factor activity, RNA polymerase II-specific; RNA polymerase II cis-regulatory region sequence-specific DNA binding. Gene Ontology annotation, biological process: heart morphogenesis; cell fate specification; mesoderm formation. The record is from RefSeq and is a predicted model, not a curated record.
AUUGCAGGAUUGCUCUUUCAUUGCUCUCCCCAGACCUCAGUGCUUCAUUUAAAAACAUCAGUCACUCAAUUCGUAUUGGUAAGACCUGGCUAGAGACGGUUUUAAGUGUUGUCCUUGCACUUUUGACUGGUAGGGGUUGGUUCUGAGCAGCCAUGAGCUGCAAGGGGUCCCCUUCCUGCUUGGAAGCUGGGCUUCGGGGGAAUUUUACAACAUUGUGUAUUUUGUAUGCUUCCUUUGACAUCCCUACCAAUGUACUUCUUUAAUUACAAAGCUACAGGAGACAAGUGCAAGAGGGGUAAUAGCCUUCUGUUCUUCAGCCAUGCUCUGUCCUACUUUCAGUGGCAAUGAUUGCCAGUCACCUUGUUACUAUGUUACUUGGUAAAUGCCACUACCUUUUCCUCCAAAUGUCAAGUUCGGGGAGAUUUAACUUCCAGCCAAGAAAUAACCCAUCUGACAUCUGCAAACAGCCACCCGAAGUUUCUGGCAGUCAAGUCGUCAUGGCAGACCUGGGCUGCAAAAAGCCCAGUGACUGCACUGUCUCCAGGCUACUCAGCGUAGUGGAGAGCGAACUCCGGGCUGGGAGAGACAAAGGCGACCCCACUGAGAAGCAGCUCCAGGUCGUCUUAGAGGACGCUACGCUCUGGCAGAGGUUCAGGGAAGUCACCAAUGAGAUGAUCGUGACCAAGAACGGCAGGCGGAUGUUCCCUGUUUUGAAGAUCAGUGUGUCAGGCCUGGACCCGAACGCCAUGUAUUCCUUCCUGUUGGACUUUGCCCCGACUGACGGCCACCGCUGGAAGUACGUCAAUGGAGAAUGGGUGCCAGCUGGGAAACCAGAGCCACCAAACCACAGCUGUGUCUACAUCCACCCAGAUUCUCCCAACUUUGGGGCCCACUGGAUGAAAGCUGCCAUUUCCUUCAGCAAAGUCAAACUUACCAACAAGCUCAAUGGGAGUGGGCAGAUAAUGUUGAACUCUCUGCACAAAUACGAGCCCCAGGUACACAUAGUUCGUGUAGGAGGCCCCCACCGGAUGGUGAUGAACUGUUCCUUCCCUGAGACUCAGUUCAUAGCUGUGACUGCCUAUCAAAACGAAGAGAUAACUGCUCUCAAAAUCAAGUAUAAUCCCUUUGCCAAAGCCUUCCUGGAUGCAAAAGAAAGAAACCAUCCCAAGGAUGCUCCAGAAGCAGUCUCUGAAGGUCAACAUAUGACAUAUUCUCACUUGGGUGGCUGGUUGAUUUCCAACCCAGAUACAGUGUGUGCAUCAGGAAGCUCUAAUUAUCAGUACGGUGGACCCUUGCCUCUGCCAGCUCCGCACGCUCCCCAUGGUUGUGAGCGAUAUUCAGCACUGCGAGGUCAUCGGGCUGCUCCAUACCCACCUUCCUACAUGCAAAGAAAUCAUUCACCUACAGUGAAUUUAUUGGAAAGCUCCAGCAAUAAUCUUCAGGUAUUCUCAGGACAUGACAGCUGGACUUUGCCAUCCUCUCCACAUGGUAAUUUGCUCUCAGUGCCACACACCAAGGGAGCUGCCAGCCCUGGGCCCAGCCACUACCCUUGUCUGUGGACAGUGAGCAACAGUGCUGUAAAUGUCACCAAUCCAGGAAGUGAGGUGAACAGCAGCACUUCAAGCAUGUUUCUGAGGGGUAAUGUCCCCUUACCCACUGCAUCUUCAUCAGUCCAAAUCCCUCUGCAGGGAACUGUGUCUGGCAGCAUGGAAGCGCAAGGGGAAACCACACUAGCCAGGCUAGCCGACUCUGCGUGGACAUCCUCACACUCCUUUUAAUGGACAGGCAGCUCACCAGGAAAGCUCAGACCAACAAGAGUAACACAAAUGGCAAAGGAUCCCCUGGAAAUGCAGCUCAGAACAAGGAUAUGUAUGCAGAAAACUCUUCACCAAGCAUCACUGCAUAAUGUACCUCUUGUGUGCCAGAGAAACCAAAAUGCAUAAUGCAAGGCAAAAAACGUUAAAGGAACUGGCUUGUUACUGUAAUCUUCCUGCAUCGUUGAGGAUGAUGUCCAGAAAGAAUCUUUAUAGUUGGCUUUGCUUCUUUAUCACAUCAAAACAAUCAGAGACAUGGGACUGCGUGAAGCAGACAUGGUGGUUAGAUAUUUGCAUGUGGUUUUGGAAGAGUCCUUUCUGUAACUAAAGACCAAGUCCAAGGAAAUUGUGAGCAAGUUUGCAACUGGUAAUCUGAAGGGACAGCACUGCUUUAAAGACUUGCUGAAUUUGUCAUAUGAGGGUUUCUGUAAUACCUGAAACUAAGCUCUUCAGGGGAUGUGAUUUGUCUGACACCCUAAUGCCACCUGCAUACAGUAUUCUCUUACUCUCUUUCUCUUUACCUUCUCCAGCUCCUGUGCUCUUUCUGUGCUAUAGGGAUAAUGGACAAACUCAAGCUGAGAAAGUGGCUGCAUUGUAGCAGCAGGUGAGGGGCAUCUGGUUUAGCAUUUAUAGUCUGAUGUGAAAUUAAAAGUUCCAAUGUUUUCUGUAUGUACUGUUUUUGAGAGGGUGGAGGGAAAAGACUUUAUAGAAAAGAUAUUCAGCUUGCAUUUCCACUUUGCUUCAGGUACAGAGUACAAAUAAAAUAUCAAUCA